This is a messenger RNA of Babesia bovis T2Bo, 1332 nucleotides long. RefSeq lists its product as uncharacterized. Lineage: Eukaryota; Apicomplexa; Aconoidasida; Piroplasmida; Babesiidae. The record is from RefSeq and is a predicted model, not a curated record. The transcript is spliced from 7 exons. Bases 138 to 1283 code for a protein of 381 amino acids.
GAUAUAUACAUAUAACCGUUGCCAGAUCGUGAAAUAAACAUUUUAACACAUUUCACAUUUUAUUUUGCACAUUCAUGCGCAUUAUCUUAUGAUACUUUCGGUAUGCAGCGAUCACAAGUAGAUUUGUUACACGUACUAUGUUAAGCGCUACUGAAGGCUCGCAGGGUUUUCAACUUCCUCCUCGCGAGGGUGUUCCGAGGGCUUUAAAUCCAGCUGCAACACCGCUGAAGCAGGAAAUGGUACUCGAUGAUAUAUCUACUUCAUCGGUUUCUCCCCCUGAGGAAGCUGGAUACACAACAAAGCUUCAACUUAGUAUCCCCGAGCGUUUCAACGUUGGUGUUGUUUGCAUGCCUGAUAUAAUGCGCCAUUUUACGUUGAAACGGUUGGAGCCUUUACUGAAUGAUAAUAAUGAAUCUUCCAACGUGGACUCCAAUGUAGAGUCCUGGCGAGGUAUAGGAAUAGGUCGUCAAGAACAGGUAGAAACCCGCAAUUUUAGAGCACAAGAGAGGAUUAUUGAUACGGAUUGUUAUUUCAUGUUAAUGGAGAACACGUUGGAUAAUAGUGUGAACAUAGUUCCUGUCAGCAAAUACAUGAUGCUGGAACCAAUGACGUCACAUAAACCGGGGACAUCUGCACCCUCGUCACGGAGUAUCUCCAAGGACACUAUUUUGGCUGAAAGAUUAAGGCGUAUAAUCAAAUCUGACGAUUUAGGUGACGUUGAAGAAAACAAGCAGGUUUCCGACGCCUCUUCGAGGUCAUCUACCAAAGUCAAAGUAGAGAAGAUUCACUGGGACUAUGAAGAGGCAGCAAGCGACGAUGAAGAAUUCUACAACGAUGAGGUUACGUAUGAAGAUGGUGACGACCCGCUAAAUCAGCCACACCUUACGUUAUAUGGUAAUAGGAUGAAGAACUUAUUGCAACAGCAAGCUGAACGUGAGAUGGAUGAAGAUCUUCAGGAAUACUCUGAUGACGAUGAAGAUUCUCAGGUCUCAUCUUCCGGCAAACAGCAGCGGAGGCAGGAUUCUUCUGAUGGACAGGGGGCUAAGAAAAACAAAACAGAGGAUAAUAAAAGCCAAACCAUGGAAAAGCGUUUUAUGGAAUUUCUACGUCAGAACGGCGGCAAAGUGCCAAUUAAGCGCAUACUUGACCUAUUCAAGAUUACAUCCAAAAAUGACGAUUUCCGCAUAAUACACAAUUUGAUUCAAAAUAGAUGUAAUGUCAGUGCGGAAGAAGUAGGCAACAAGAAGGUGAAGUCUAUUUCGCUGAAGGCAAAUUAUAUGUGACUCGCAGUGUCACACAUCGUUUAUAGUGUGACAUUGUCCAGUUGAUGUG